Molecule: messenger RNA, 3413 nt
Organism: Raphanus sativus (radish)
Lineage: Eukaryota; Viridiplantae; Streptophyta; Magnoliopsida; Brassicales; Brassicaceae
Product: kinesin-like protein KIN-5B
Exons: 21
Coding region: 177-3296 (1039 amino acids)
Biological process (GO): microtubule-based movement
Molecular function (GO): microtubule binding; ATP binding; plus-end-directed microtubule motor activity
Source: RefSeq, a predicted model, not a curated record
ACACUACCACUCCGAGUUUCACAAACGGUUACUUUUCAAAUUUCAAACGAGAGGAAAAAAAGCUAAAAGUUCCCUCUUUGCGAAUCUCAAAGAACCCUAAAACCUUUUCCGUGUUCGAGAUCCGGCUCCACUUCAAGAUCCGCCUUGUGCUUUCUACAUCGAACAUCAGAGUUAUUAUGUCUUUCACACCGGACGUCACAAGGAAAAGCGGAGUGGGAGUGAUCCCAUCACCAGCUCCGUUCUUCACUCCUCGUCCCGAGAGAAGACAACGACCUGACUCUUCUUCCUCCUUCUCUUCCCGUCUCGAAAGAGAUAAAGAGGUCAACGUUCAAGUCCUUCUACGUUGCAGACCUCUAAGCGAAGAGGAGCAGAGAUCAAACGUCCCUAGAGUCAUUUCCUGUAACGAGCUCAGAAAAGAAGUCACUGUUGCUAGUAAGCAAGUUGACCGUCUUUUCACUUUCGACAAGGUGUUUGGGCCUAAGGCGCAACAAAGAUCUAUAUAUGACCAGGCCAUUGCACCUAUUGUUCAUGAAGUGUUGGAAGGUUUUAGCUGCACUGUUUUUGCCUAUGGACAGACUGGAACCGGCAAGACUUACACUAUGGAAGGCGGCAUGCGUAAAAAGGGAGGAGAUUUACCUGCGGAGGCUGGGGUGAUUCCAAGAGCUGUUCGGCACAUAUUCGAAACCCUCGAGGCUCAAAAGGCUGAUUACAGCAUGAAAGUAACGUUUUUGGAGCUGUACAACGAAGAAGUCACAGACUUGUUAGCUCAAGAAGACUCCUCGAGAUCUUCUUCUUCAGAGGAUAAGCAGAAGAAGCCUGUUUCUCUGAUGGAGGACGGGAAGGGCUGUGUGGUGUUACGUGGGCUCGAGGAGGAAGUUGUGUACAGUGCUAACGAUAUAUACGCUCUUCUUGAACGAGGCUCGUCCAAGAGGCGCACGGCGGAUACGUUGCUGAAUAAACGAAGCAGUCGUUCUCAUUCGGUUUUUAGUAUCACGGUCCAUAUUAAGGAGGAGUCUAUGGGAGAUGAGGAGUUGAUCAAAUGUGGGAAGCUUAACCUUGUGGAUCUAGCGGGUUCCGAGAAUAUUUUAAGGUCAGGGUCAAGGGAUGGUAGGGCGAGAGAAGCUGGGGAGAUUAAUAAGAGCUUGCUUACACUGGGGCGUGUGAUUAAUGCGCUUGUGGAACAUUCUUCACAUAUACCAUACAGGGAUAGUAAGCUGACAAGGCUAUUACGAGACUCCCUAGGAGGGAAGACAAAGACUUGUAUCAUUGCUACAAUCUCACCAUCUGCUCAUUCUUUGGAAGAAACUUUAAGCACUUUGGAUUAUGCCUAUCGUGCUAAGAACAUUAAGAACAAACCCGAGGCAAACCAGAAGUUAUCCAAAGCUGUGUUGCUCAAAGACCUUUACUUGGAGCUAGAGAGAAUGAAAGAAGAUGUAAGAGCUGCAAGGGAUAGAAAUGGUAUUUACAUCGCACAGGAAAGAUAUGCACAAGAAGAGGCUGAAAAGAAGGCGAGAACUGAGAGGAUAGAACAGUUGGAGAAUGCUUUAAAUCUCAGUGAAACUGAAGCUUCCAAGUUCCGUGAGCUCUACGUGACUGAGAGAGAAAAGUUACUGGAUGUAGAAAGUGACCUUAAGGACUGCAAGAGAAACCUAGAUAAUACUAACAAGGAGUUGCAUGACCUUAAAGAGAAUUAUAUCCAAGUUAUCUCAAAGCUAAAGGAAAGGGAAGCCAUCAUCUCCAAAAUGAAAGCCUCGGAGUCUACUUUGAUCGACCGUGCAAAGGGGCUACGUUCUGAUUUGCAGCAUGCGUCAAAUGAUAUAAGUUCGCUGUUCACGAGAUUAGAUCAAAAGGACAAGCUGGAAUCCGAAAACCAGAGCAUGCUUCUGAAAUUUGGCUCACAGCUUGAUCAAAACCUUAAAGAAUUGCACAGAACAGUACUUGGAUCAGUGUCUCAGCAACAGCAGCAAUUAAGAACUAUGGAAGAACAUAGUCAUUCAUUUCUCGCUCACAAAUAUGAUGCAACACGUGAUCUGGAAUCAAGAAUUGGCAAAACAGCAGAUACUUAUACUUCAGGAGUAGCAGCAUUGAAGGAACUCUCUACAAUGGUUCAGAAGAAAGCUUCCUUUGAUUUGGAGAACAUGAACUCCUCCAUAGGGUCACAAAUAGAGGCUGUUGAACAAUUGCUCACUGCAUCAGCAACAGAGGCUGCUAAAGUCGCUGAGGACAUCCGGGAUUCACUUAAUGAUCAGAAGGAGCUCUUAGCUCUUGCUGCAAGACAACAAGAGCAGGGCUUGGUCAGAAGCAUGAGAUCUGCGCAAGAGAUUUCCAACACGACUUCAACAAUUUUCAGUAGCAUCUACAACCAAGCUCACAGCAUGAUGGAAGCCGUUAGAGAAAGCCAAGCAGAGAAAUCAAGACAGCUUGCUGCCUUUGAAAUGAAGUUUAAGGAAGAGGCUGAAAGAGAGGAGAAACAAGCAUUACAUGACAUUAGUCUGAUAUUGUCGAAGUUAACUUCAAAGAAAAGUGUCAUGGUCUCUGAUGCGUCACGCAAUAUCCGGGAACACGACGUACAUGAAGAGAAGAGGUUGCAGGAACAAAUGUCUUGUAUGCAGCAAGUCUUCAUUGGCGGAAAGAAGGAACUGUGUGACUAUCUAAAGAAAGCUAAAACCGAGUUCACGGAAAACACAGUAGCUUCAGCAGAGUCUAUCACAGUCAUGGACCAUUACCUUGAAGAUUGCUUGGGAAGGGCCAAUGAGUCUAGAAAACUGUGGGAAACCACUGAAAAAGGCGUAAAGAACCUUAACACGAAGUACCAACAAGAACUCAAAGUCACAAUGGGGGACAUGGCGAAAGAAAACGACAAGAUGCACGAUGAGUUUGCAUCUACAUUCUCCACAUUGGAUGCUAACUUUGUCACUAGGACUAAUGAACUUCACGCAGCUGUUAAUGACUCGUUGAUGCAAGACCGCGAGAACAAAGAAGCAACGGAUGCUAUAGUGGAGACUUCCAUGAAGCAGGUCACGUUAUUGCAAGAGAAGCAUGGACAAGCUGUAUCAAACAUUAGAGACAAAGCGGAACAGUCUCUCAUAAAAGACUAUCAGGUCGAUCAGCGCAAGAACGAGACGCCAAAGAAACUACCUAUAAUUGUGCCGAGCUUGGCGUCCAUUGAGGAGAUGAGGACUUCGUUUUCGAAGAAUAUUCUCAGUGAAGAUGACACAAGUAUGGAGAAGCGAUCAACUAAGCCGGGACAAGACGAAGCUAACAACAGAACUCCAUUCUUGGAAGUAAACAUAUGAACGGAUUAGACAAAAAGAGUUGCCCGUUUUGGCAGUUGAGUUCAUCAACUGGAUGAGUAGAGUAAGGCUGUAACUGGAUUGCAUUUUUAUGAAUGGAAUCAUGUGGAAUUAGUCAUU